AUGCAAACUCUCUAUGUUACCUCUGGCGACGAUGACUUUUUCCAUCGUCAACAUGAGAAACCGCCGACUUCCGCCCUGGAGCACUUUGAAGCUGCGACACGGAAGGAAGCUCAGGGAAACUUAGGAUCAAGCUUAGACCUGUACAGAAAGGCUUACAGGCUUGAUUCCAAUGUCGACCAAGAGUACAGGAAAAAGCACUUUCCUCAAGUCAUGUCAGUGCCAAGCAUUAACCCUUCCGCACAGCUGGUCACCGUUCCAAAACCUGCCCAUAUUUCACAGGAAAAACCCGGGAUUUCUACGGCGGAGCUAAUUUCCUCCUUCGCCGCAUGCCCCAUUCUCGGUGCUGGCCCAACCAUUGAAGAUGAACCACCCCCGCCUUGUCCCAUCUCCAGAGUCCCAUCUGAAGUGCUUGUAGAGAUUCUCUGGCAUGUGGCUCUUUUGGAUCCUGCUGCCUUCGGGCGUCUGUCCUCUGUCUGUAAAAGAAUGGCAUACCAUUUUGCCCAUGAGCAGCACAUUUGGAGGAGGCUCUGUCAAGGUUCUGAAUUCGGGUUCGGGGCCAUGCACUAUGACUUCGCAUGUGAUAACAUUUCCUGGAAUACUCCAAUCCACAUCGUGACAUAUUAUCGAUAUUUGCGUUUCUACCCGGACGGUAGCGUGAUUUCGCUGCUGACAACUACUGAGCCAGUCGACGUUGUCCGUUAUAUCAGUAAAAAAAACCUCGAAACCUUGCAUGUUGGGACGCACUCACACCGUCGACACCAGCAUCACACUUCGGAUUCUGCUCAAGCGGUAGUUCCUGUUGCGAACCCAAUUCCCCCAGUUGCCGCCACAACACUAAAAAGUUGUCUUCGUGGCCGAUGGCACCUUAAUAACCCCUACCCGGCACCACCAGAAUCUGAGCAGUCCGAAGCGUUGCCCAGCGCUCCACUCAUGACGUCAACAUCAACGCCCGCAGCAAAUCACACCUCAUCUCCCAGCAAACUUCAUCAAGCAGCUCCCGCGCCCACUUCUACUAGUGGCAAUGAAUCACUACCAGAUCCCCGCGAUCUGUUUAUCGAAACUGAAGGCGUAGAUCCAAAAUAUACGUAUACAAUGCACCUAGCACUCCGAUCGGCUAGCGGUGGCCGGCCUGUUGGGGAGAACACGGCGUCUCCGUCCAACCCGUCGAAAAACACGAAGUUGAUGUGGAAGGGGUUUUGGAGCUAUAAUCGACUCACUGACGAUUGGGCGGAGUUUGGGUUACGGAAUGAUAGGGCUUUUGUGUUUAGGAGGGUUCGGGGAUGGGGGAUGGGAUAA
Histoplasma mississippiense is the source of this 1296-nucleotide messenger RNA. RefSeq lists its product as hypothetical. Gene Ontology annotation, molecular function: protein binding. Gene Ontology annotation, biological process: SCF-dependent proteasomal ubiquitin-dependent protein catabolic process. The coding region runs from base 1 to 1296 and encodes 431 amino acids. Lineage: Eukaryota; Fungi; Ascomycota; Eurotiomycetes; Onygenales; Ajellomycetaceae. Gene Ontology annotation, cellular component: SCF ubiquitin ligase complex. The transcript has 3 exons. The record is from RefSeq and is a predicted model, not a curated record.